Molecule: messenger RNA, 1466 nt
Organism: Asparagus officinalis (garden asparagus)
Lineage: Eukaryota; Viridiplantae; Streptophyta; Magnoliopsida; Asparagales; Asparagaceae
Product: zinc finger protein WIP2-like
Exons: 2
Coding region: 215-1267 (350 amino acids)
Biological process (GO): anatomical structure development; regulation of gene expression
Cellular component (GO): nucleus
Molecular function (GO): DNA-binding transcription factor activity
Source: RefSeq, a predicted model, not a curated record
CCCAAGAUUAUAUAUGUAUAUCAUAAUCCCUAAUUACAUAAUCUUUUUAUUUUAUUAUUUUUGUUCUAUUUUAUUUUCUCCUCUUUGUAUAACUUUUCCAUCAUCUCUUCAGUGAUCACCAGGUGAUUUUCUCUCUCUCUCUCUCUCUCUCCCCCUCCCUCCUCCCUCCUAUAAAGUUAAAACCCUUGACCUUUCUUCAACACAUUCUAAAGCCAUGGGAGAUCCCUAUACCAAUUUCUUCAAUGGCUUCUACAAUCACUACUACUCCUCAUCAUCAAACCCUCCUCCCCUUCAAUAUCCCUCCUCUCUCUCUUCCUACAACUUCCACAAUAAUCUUAACUACACCCAGAACUUCACCCACUUUCACACCCGCCACCCUACCCCACCCCCCUCGCCUCCCCUCAGAGAAGCCCUCCCCCUCCUCAACCUCACCCCAAGAAGAGAAGAUGAAACCAUGUCAUGUGAUGAUGAUGGCCAUGGCCAGGGAUCACAUGGACAUCAUCAUGAUCAUGAUCAUGACCAUGAUGAAGAUGGGGCUGUUACUGUUGCUCUUCAUAUAGGCUUACCGAGCCCAACUGCAGCUGAUCUCAUAUCUAGGGUUUCUUCAAGCAGUGCUACUGUGGCAGUGGAUGAUGAUGAUCAAGAGGGGAAGGAUGAGGGCGAUAAUUACAACAAUACCCCUCUAGGGUACCCUACAAUAGGAAGGCUUAACAAGGGUCAGUACUGGAUCCCAACCCCUUCUCAGAUCCUCAUUGGUCCUACUCAGUUCUCUUGCCCCGUCUGCUUCAAGACCUUCAAUAGAUACAACAAUAUGCAGAUGCAUAUGUGGGGGCAUGGAUCACAAUAUAGAAAAGGCCCUGAAUCUCUCCGAGGAACUCAACCAACAGCGAUGCUUAGACUUCCAUGCUACUGCUGCGCUCCUGGCUGUCGCAACAACAUCGAUCACCCUCGGGCAAAACCCUUAAAGGACUUCAGAACACUUCAAACUCACUACAAAAGAAAGCAUGGGAUAAAACCCUUUAUGUGUCGAAAAUGUGGCAAGGCUUUUGCAGUUAGAGGAGAUUGGAGAACUCAUGAGAAGAAUUGUGGCAAGCUUUGGUAUUGUACUUGUGGGUCUGAUUUCAAGCAUAAAAGGUCAUUAAAAGAUCAUAUUAAGGCCUUUGGACAUGGACACGCAGCGUAUGGGAUUGAUGCGUUCGAGGAGGAGGAGGAGCCUUCGUCGGAGAUUGAACAAGAUUGUGAUCAUGGACAAAGAAUCAGGAGGUGAUGGAUGGAGUAAGUUGGGUUGUUGUUGUUGUUGUUGUUGUUGUUUCUUCUUUUUCUUUUCUUUUUUUUAGUAUAGAAAUGUGGGAAUUAGGGUUAGGGUUUAUGGUAAGCACUAGAUGCAAAUGGAAUGGAGGAAACUUGAAUAUUGUAUAUUGAAUUUGCUUUUUGCUUUUAUGGAAAUUUGCACGGAAGGUUUCUAU